Octodon degus (degu) is the source of this 4480-nucleotide messenger RNA. It is a transcript of the gene Lrch3, whose product is annotated as leucine rich repeats and calponin homology domain containing 3. Lineage: Eukaryota; Metazoa; Chordata; Mammalia; Rodentia; Octodontidae. The transcript has 21 exons. Gene Ontology annotation, molecular function: protein binding. Bases 18 to 2402 code for a protein of 794 amino acids. The record is from RefSeq and is a predicted model, not a curated record.
AGCGGCGGCGGCUGGAAAUGGCGGCCGGUGGCUUGGCGGCUGUGGCCGCGACGGCUGAGUACUCCGGCCCCGCGGCGUCCGCAGGGAUUCUCUCCGGUGUUAACGGCGGCCUGAACGCCGGGGCAGGCCCUGGCUCCUGCCCGGGCUCGUGGAGCCGCUCCCUCGACCGAGCCCUGGAGGAGGCAGAGGUGACCGGGCUGCUGAGCCUGAGUGGCCGGAAGCUGAGGGAGUUUCCCCGGGCAGCGGCCCACCGCGACCUGACAGACAGCACCCGGGCCGAUUUAUCACGAAAUCGCCUCUCAGAAAUUCCUAUAGAAGUAUGUCAUUUUGUUUCUCUUGAAAAUCUCAACUUGUACCAAAAUUGUAUUCGGUAUAUCCCAGAAGCAAUUCUAAACUUACAAGCUCUAACAGUCUUAAAUAUUAGUCGGAACCAACUGUCAACAUUGCCAGUACACUUGUGUAACUUACCAUUGAGGGUGUUAAUUGCUAGUAAUAACAAAUUGGUCUCACUUCCUGAAGAAAUUGGUCACCUCCGACAUUUAAUGGAACUUGAUGUCAGCUGCAAUGAAAUUCAGACUAUACCUUCCCAAAUUGGUAAUCUGGAGGCUUUGCGAGACCUUAAUGUAAGAAGAAAUCACUUAGUAUGUUUGCCUGAAGAGCUUGCAGAGCUGCCUUUGAUACGUUUAGACUUCUCCUGUAAUAAAGUCACAGCAAUCCCUGUUUGUUACCGGAACCUCAGGCACCUGCAGGUGAUCACCCUAGAUAAUAACCCGCUCCAGUCACCUCCUGCACAGAUAUGCAUAAAAGGGAAAAUCCACAUAUUUAAAUACCUGAACAUGCAAGCUUGUAAGAUAGCUCCAGACCUGCCGGAUUACGAUAGGAGACCAUUGGGCUUUGGUUCCUGCCAUGAAGAACUAUACUCAGGUCGUCCCUAUGGAGCCCUCGAUUCAGGUUUCAAUAGUGUGGACAGUGGCGAUAAACGGUGGUCAGGUAAUGAGCCUACAGAUGAAUUUUCAGAUCUGCCUCUUCGGGUAGCAGAAAUUACUAAAGAACAAAGACUACGAAGAGAAAGCCAAUACCAAGAGAAUCGGAACUGUUUAGUUGUAACAAAUGGUGGAGUGGAACACGACUUAGAUCAGAUCGACUACAUUGACAGCUGCGCUACAGAGGAAGAAGAGGAUGAAGGAAGACAGCCCCGGGCCCUGGACUCCGACAGCCUCAGCUCACAGUUCCUGGCCUACAUCGAACAGCGGCGGAUCUCGCGUGAGGGUUCACCAGUAAAGCCAGCAGCUAUUAGGGAGUUUCCAAAACCGGAAGACAUAAGACGAUGUUCAUAUCAAAACAGGGUUCCAGUUGAGCCACCUUCUCUCUUGUCACUAUCACCAAGUCACAAUCAGCUGCCACAUACAGACAGAAGAGAACAGUUGGUAGAGCGUGCUCGUAGAGAGGCACAGCUGGCAGCCCUGCAAUAUGAAGAGGAGAAAGUAAGGACCAAGAAGAUUCAAAGAGAAGCUGUCCUGGACUUUAUCAAGCAAAAAGCAACACAGAGUCCACAAAAACAGCAACCCCCAGUGGAUAGUGAGUGUCCUUUCCCACCCAGAAGGUCUCAGCACACUGAUGAUAGUGCCUUGUUAGUGUCGCUGUCAGGGUUGAAUCAAGUGGGCUGUGCUGCUACCCUGCCUCAUUCUGCUGCCUUCAUGCCUCUUAAGAGUGAUGACAGACCUAAUGCCACGUCAAAUUCACCUGCAGUGGAAACAGCUGACUUAGUUCAUCACUCUGCUGCAUAUUCUUUUCCUGCUGCUAGCCAGAGAAAUCAAGUCCCGCGCCCUGAGAGCUUCCUUUUCCGAGGAGCUGUCAGGACAGAAACAAAUAAAGGUCAUGGUCCCUCCCUACUCUCACCUCCUAUACCUGCCUCGGAUUCUACAGAAUGCGUCACCAGACAGAGAGAAGAAGAGCUGAAAUUAAUAGAUCAGCUACGGAAACACAUUGAGUACCGGUUAAAAGUCUCCCUACCUUGUGAUCUUGGAGCAGCUCUUACAGAUGGUGUUGUUCUUUGCCAUUUGGCCAAUCAUGUGCGGCCUCGGUCUGUCCCAAGCAUUCAUGUUCCCUCACCGGCCGUGCCUAAAUUAACAAUAGCAAAGUGCAGGCGAAAUGUGGAGAAUUUCCUGGAAGCAUGCAGAAAAAUUGGUGUACCUCAGGACAAUCUUUGUUCCCCCUCCGACAUCCUUCAGCUAAACCUCAGCGUUAAAAGAACUGUCGAAACACUGCUUUCUCUUGGGGCACAUUCAGAAGAAUCCAGUUUUGUCUCUCUGUCUGUCCAGCUUCUGGGUUUUGUGGCGUUUUACUGUACUUUGAUGUUAACUCUCUGUAUGCUUUAUUCCUGGAUCUUCCCUUCUAGCUGAAAGACUGCAUUCCCAAGACUUUCCACCACAUUCCUGCACAUGGCCUGUUUCUCAGGCAGAAUAAUUUACGUAUGUGCUUUUCCCCCUGGCAUAAAGGAACUAAUCUUAGAUAGCUCCUUUCCCCAGGGGUCCCAGGAGCAGCCCAUCAAGUCCAGAAGCAUUCACGAUUGCCAACAACAGAACACACCAGCACUUUCCGUCCUAAUCAUGUGGCCUUCUUCCUCUUAUCCUACAUGCUGAAGCAUUUUCUACUAAAACCACCCUGAACCUAUUCUGAGAACGUGACAUAGAAACUUUAUUUCUGCCUGACAAUAAAACUGCCUGAGCAUUUCUCUAUGGCUCAGCACAGCUUAAAGGUUGAUGCACAAGCUGCUGAACCUCUCCUUCAGCUGCUCCUACAGAAGAUAGUGUAUCCUCCCUGACUACGCACACCUUGGCACUUCGCUUCUGCCUUAAAAUCCUGAGCUCACCCUUCAUUGGGAGGCACAGGUCCAUCGUAGGAGUCUGGACAUUUGGAAAACACUGACCGCUUAGUCUUGAUAAUUUUAAUUUGGUCAGAAUGUUCAGCUGAAAGGUCAUACAGGCUCUGUAGACUGCCAGUAGGUACAUUUCCAUAUUAUACAUGAAAACAUGAAAGAAAGGUCAUAUAGCCCAUGUGACCUUUAGGCAUUUGUCCAGAUUUACUGAGCUUACUGCGAUUAACUGAUUCACUUCUAUAAUCCUAUUUAGAAUGUAAAGUUAGAAUUUAUAUAAUUUUUAAUAUAGUUGAACCAUCAUAUAGGUGAAUUGGUAUUUUAUAAACUCUUGGGGAGAUAAUAUCUGAACAAUAAUAUGUAAAGUAUUAGACUGCAGUUACUGAUCUGUACCGAAGGCAACAAAUGUCCUUUAAUUACUUAGUAUGUUAGUUUCUGGACCUUAAUACUUAGAACUACAUUAUACUUAGCUGGAAAUGGAGCCCAGCACUUAGAGACUAAGGUUAGAGAUCACAAAUUCAGGCCAGCCCAGGUAACUUAGCAGUUUAGUAAUAUCCUGUCUCUGAGUUUUUAAAAAUACAUACAUACAUACCUAACUUCCAUAUGUAAAUACGUAAGUAAGUGUGGAGGGUAGGAAGCUGCCUGGCUGGCUGGCUGGCUGGCUGGCUGGCUAAGGGUGUAGCUCAGUGGGAGGGUCCAUGGUUCAAUCCUAGUGCUGAAGAAAAGAAAAUCUUCAGUUUUAUGCAGUAGUGCCUUCCAGAGCUUGGGGGUUUGAGUUUGUUUUAUUUUUAAGAUACCUUGAAGAGUCAAUGAUAAUUCUCAGUUUUAUGGCUUUUGUUCUGUUUAAAAAAGCAUUAAAAGAAAACAUGGUCUCAGGGAUCAUUUAGGGUGGUUGUGUGCAUUCUCCUGAAUACACAGUGGUCCCUCCAGCCCAGCGGGAAGAUGCAGGUGUUCCUAGCAAGUACCAGUCCUACCGAGUGGGCACAGGCUGUCACCGCGCUCCUGGUGAGAGCCAGGGCUCGGCCCUCUGGAAGGCAAAGCCCUAGACAGAUUCAUCUUCAGUGGCGUGAACCUGUAUUCGGAGUAGGACUCAAAGUAGUUAUACAAAGUUAACUCAUUGUUAAAAGAUUCGAGUUACUUUGUUUUUGGAAAGUAAGCACAAGUACCAGUAACUGCCUCAAAAAGACUUGCUAUACUUUCAUUACGUAAACUGGUUUUGUAAAACUUUCUAAUAAUAUGCUGUGAUAAGUGCCAAGUGAGCAGAGAGAAAUCCACUUACUGUCAUGAACAGAUAUAUAUAUAUAUAUAUAUAUAUAUAUAUUCUGUUUUUAAUGGAACCAGAACUACUAAAAGUAGUCUCAUUUUCUUUAUGAUUUAGUCUUAAUAGAAAAGCCAAUGGUAAAUGGUACAAUUAAGAUUUUCCUUUUUCUCUUAUAAGAAAGGAUUAAUCAAAAAGGUUAAUUAAGCAAGCAGGGUAGCUAUAUUUAACUUCUUAAUCGUAAAACUUCUAACAUAUUGGUGGUUAAGUUGUUACUAAGCUUGAGAUGGGCAUAGUGGCACACACCUGCAAUCUUAGCACUUGGGAGGCAGAAGCAGGAGGAUCAU